ACUAGGGAGGGGAAAUGGAAUUUUCGACCCAUAUUUUGUAACGCCCUUCAAAAUUUACUAAUCUCAUCACUUCCUUUCCCUUCGAUGCCGUCCUCCGCCCCAUCUCCUCCUCUUUCCGUCCCCCUCUCCACCCCGGUUUCUGCCGGAUCCGCCCCCGUCGCCAUCCCUGCCUUGCGCCUCUUCCUGUCGCGCCUCAACGAUUCCAUCAACCGCUCUCUCUCCGAUCGCCGCCCCUGGUCUGAGCUCGCCGACCGCUCCGCAUUCUCCCGCCCGGAGUCCUUCUCCGAUGCCACCUCCCGCCUCCGGAAGAACCUGGCGUACUUCCGCGUUAACUACGCCGCGGUCGUGGCCUCCGUCCUCGCCGUCUCCCUCGUCACCAAUCCCUUCUCCUUCCUCGUCCUCCUCACGCUCCUCGUCGCCUGGUGCCUCCUCUACCUCUUCCGCCCCUCCGAUCCGCCCCUCGUGCUCUUCGGCCGCACCUUCACCGACCGCGAGACCCUCGGCGGCCUUGUCCUCCUCUCCGCCCUCGUCGUCUUCCUCACCUCUGUCGGAUCAAUCAUCGUCUCCGCCCUCGUUGCUGGCGCAGGCAUCGUCGCCGCUCACGGAGCCUUCCGCGUCCCGGAGGAUCUGUUCCUCGACGAGCAGGAUCUAGGCAACGCCGCCGGAUUGUUAUCCUUCCUCGGCGGAGCCGCCUCGGCAGCUGUUCCCGUACGCAUCUGAUCCUCAGAUCUGAUGGUUGCUGGUUUCUCCUCCCUAUCGUUUCUUCACCACUGCAUUAGAUCUCACAUUACACGGUAAAAAAAGAUCUUUUUUUUAGAGUGAAAUUUUCAUUUUGAAUCCUUACGAUAAGCUAAUAUUUGAUUAUUUAACAACUAAUUUGAUUCUUUUUAUAUAAUGUACACUAGUUCUGUUCUAACUCCACUUUCUCUUGUUCUGUUCUAAACAUAAGUUGGUUUUUUUAUUACCAAUUAUACAUUUGUCUGCAAACAUGCACAUCAAGUGAAGUUGCUCAAUGCAAUAUGUAUAGUGAAAUAAAGCUAGCAAUUUUCGAUAUGUAUCAGAUUAAAAUGGUCAAGGAAAACAUUAGCAAAAUCACUCUCAAUUGUUCAUGUCUCAUAUGCAAAGUUGGGGCAGUUUUUACUGAAAAAUAAAGCCCCAAACUGUAGAAACAUAUCCACAAAGAAGAGUGCUUAAUUGCACUUCAGAGUUCAGAUAAUAGGAACGUAAUUUGAAAGGAUACUGUGUUUGAAUUUAUUUACCCUCACUUAUUCAUCCCAUUUAACAUAUUCUGCUAAUUCUGCCCACUCUGUCGCACAUUUAUCUGCAUGGCUGACCUGAAUAGCAUGACAACAUAAGUUCAAUAGUACGUCCAAAGAUCAUAAGUUAAUCCCUUUUAAGAUACUGAGAUAUUAUAUCUCUUGAACAAAACAUUUGACAGCAUGUACCUACCUUAACUUUGUAAUAUAUUCCUACAUAUUUAACAUGAAGUAAACAGCCAAAAAAUCUCAUAUAUUUUAUUUCAUUGAUGUAACAUGAGCAACUUCACUCGUAAAUUUAAACUGCAUGUAUUGGUGUGGUUAGAAGGGGAAAAAAAUGAUCUCUUGUGCUGCUUUCGUUGCAACCAAGACAGUACCUGAUUACUUACAAAUCCUUGAGCACCGCUAGAAAAUCUCCAUGCUUCGCCCCGUCAAGCCUCUCAAGUUCACUUGCAUUCCUUUCCUGCAUAGUAGUUUUGCUAGCCAUUAGAUCAAUUGAAGAAAGAUAAGCUUUAACUGCGAUCUUGUGUUCGCAAAAGAAUUGCAUGUGUUUUGUUCAGCGAAGAUACAGCUUGUAAAUUGAAGAAAACAUAAGAGAUUGUAUGCAAGUUAUCACAAGUGGUCUCAGAAGAGGAUAAAGAUAGAAAGGAGCAGGAGAAGCAUCCUCAUUGUCUUUUUAAAACUACCAUAAAAAGUUUAUCAGUCUGCUGAUGGCUCAUGAUUGCUAGAUUGGGAGAUGUCAUCAAAUGUCUCUUCAAACAGAUUAUUCAGCAGGCUUUGUAACUGUAACAACAGCGAGGCUUCCGAGAAUCCUAGAAAUGACUUGAGCUCGUUGAUACUCCCCAUCGCUGGAUGAGCAACCCGCGUAAGGGUCAGCGAUGCGGUCGGCAAGGGCGACCACAUCCUUGAACCGCCUACGGACGCCGGUUUACCCAUGGCCGCCAUCACCGACCAGAGUGCUGAUGAGGAAGAUGAUUGAUAUGGCAAACAAGACAGACCUACGAAGUCGAGUCAAAGUGAAGACAAACGGGUGACGUGGCAGUCGAAGUCAAGAAAGGACUAAUGUUGGGAUACUCCGGGAGCUAGAGGAGGGUGAAUAGCUCGUUUCGCUUUGUUGAUGAUGGUUUGUAGCUGAAAACACGAAGUGAAGUUCCACCAAUGCUAACACAAAGAAUUUACUUGUUAUCCACCUUAACGAGGUGACUAAUCCAA
Zingiber officinale is the source of this 2468-nucleotide messenger RNA. Its product is annotated as PRA1 family protein B3-like. The record is from RefSeq and is a predicted model, not a curated record. Gene Ontology annotation, cellular component: Golgi apparatus; endoplasmic reticulum. Gene Ontology annotation, biological process: vesicle-mediated transport. The transcript has 2 exons. Lineage: Eukaryota; Viridiplantae; Streptophyta; Magnoliopsida; Zingiberales; Zingiberaceae. Bases 85 to 720 code for a protein of 211 amino acids.